This is a messenger RNA of Helianthus annuus (common sunflower), 3466 nucleotides long. RefSeq names its product FHA domain-containing protein PS1. Gene Ontology annotation, cellular component: nuclear membrane. The transcript has 6 exons. Bases 154 to 3357 code for a protein of 1067 amino acids. NCBI's taxonomy places the organism in Eukaryota, Viridiplantae, Streptophyta, Magnoliopsida, Asterales, Asteraceae. The record is from RefSeq and is a predicted model, not a curated record. Gene Ontology annotation, molecular function: protein binding.
UUUGUAAUUUGAAUUUCAAAACCCUCCAAACGACCAUUCUCAGUUCUCAUUCUACCGUUUCAAAACCACUCCCAAAUUUCAAACGUAACGUAAACCCUAAAUACCAAAUUUCAUCUCCAUUUCACACACUUCUCUGAUUUCAAGCUCACAACAAUGGCGGACAACAAUGGCGGGCAGCAAAUCAUGAACAAGAUACCGCAAUUCACUGUAAUAAAGAACGGUUCCAUUCUCAAGAACAUAUUUCUCUUAAGCAAACAGUCUACCGUCGGUAAAUCUUCACAAAAUCCAGAAUCUGAUGAAGAGAUCUUGCUUGUUGGACGGCAUCCAGAGUGCCACAUCACUCUUGAGCACCCGAGCAUCAGCCGAUACCAUCUGCGUAUCCACUCGAAUCCGUCUGCACAUAUGAUUUCGGUCGUUGAUCUAUCAUCCGUUCACGGGACAUGGGUUUCGGGGAAGAGGAUUGAACCGGGGGUUAAUGUGGUGCUUAAAGAGGGGGAUAAGGUUAAGAUUGGUGCUUCGAGUAGGGUUUAUGAGCUGCAUUGGGUUCCAUGUAGUCGAGCGUAUGAUGUUGGUGAAUCGUUCGUGCCUGCGGUCUAUACGAUCAAAGAAGGACGAGAAGAAGAAGAAAUGAAUCAAGUGGUUGAAGAGAAACAUGAAGAGUACUCAUCAAAUGACGAUUUGGAGGGUUCGGAGGUGUUAUCAUCCAACACGGUUCACGAUUCCCCCUCGAAGACAUUGAAUUCAUCGACAUCUAGCAAUGAAAAUGAUGACAUCUUUGCUACUGUUUCAAUCCAGGCUCCACUUGUGUCAGAAACUACAUCUGCUACACAGGUUUCUGACAACCUAAACGAUUCAGAGGAUCAGUUGAUGACGAACUUCUCAAAAUUUUCUUGUGAUGAUCCUGAGGUAGAACAUGAAGAGUAUUCAUUAGUUGAUGAUCUGGAGUGUUUGGGUUUGUCAACAUCCAACACGAUUCACGUUUCGCCUGUGAAAACAUCUAACCCAUUGACGUCUGACAAUGAAAUCAAUGACAUCUUUGCUACUGUUUCUAUCCAGUCUCCAGUUGUUGUGUCAGAAACUACAUCUGCAACACAGGUUUCUGGCGGCCUAAACGAAUCAGAGGAUCAGUUGAUGAAGAACUGCCCAAAAACUUCAUGUGAUGAUGCUGAGGUAGAACAAUCAAGUCGAAUGAAACAUGAGGAGCAUCCAUUAGUUGAUGAUUUGGAGUGUUCAAAUUUGCCAACAUCCAACACGAUUAACAAUUCACCCUUGAAGACAUUGAACCCAUUGGCAUCUUGCAAUGAAAACAAUGAUAUCUUUGGUUGUGUUUCUAUCCAAGCUCCACUUGUUGUGUCGGAAACUACAUCUGCAACACAGGUUUCUGACAGCCUAAAUGAUUCAGAGGAUCAGUUGAUGCUGAACUGCUCAACACCUCCGUUUGAUGAUGCUGAGAUAAAACAAGUAAGCGCAUGGAAACACGAAGAGUAUUCAUUAGUUGAUGAUUUGGAGUGUUUGGAAUCAUCAACAUCUAACACGAUUAGCAAUUCGCCCUUGAAGAUGUUGAACCCAUUGACAUCUUGCAAUGAAACCAAUGACAUCUUUGCUACUGUUUCUAUCCAAGCUCCACUUGUUGUAUCAGAAACUACAUCUGCAACACAGGUAUCUGAUAGCCUAAACGAUUCGCAGAAUCAGUUGAUGCCAAACUGCUCAGAAUCUUCAUGUGAUGAUGCUGAGUUAGAACUAUCAAGUCCAAGGAAGCAUGAGGAGUAUCUAUUAGUUGAUGAUUUGGAGUGUUUGGAUUUGUCAACAUCCAACACGAUUCACUAUUCGCCCUCGAAGACAUCAAGCCCAUUGACAUCUGGCAGUGAAAUCAAUGACAUCUUUACUACUGUUUCUAUCCAAGCUCCACUUGUUGUGUCAGAAACUACAUCUACUACACAGUGUUCUGACAUCCUAAACGAUUCAAUGGAUCAGUUGAUGCCGAACAGCUCAAUACCUUCAUGUGAUGAUACUGAGGUAGAACAAUCAAGUCCUUGGAAAACAGGCAGUGGAAAUGGUGAACUCUUCACCACUGUUUGUGUUUCAGAAGAUAUAUCUGUUACAGAGAUGUCGGACUACUUAAACAAAUCAGAAGAUAAGUUGAAUUGUUUGAGCGACAAUCUGAGCAAUGAUAUCGGUCAGACCAGUCAUGCGACUAUAAAGGAUGACCCGGUUUCUAUUGAUCUUUUUAAUGCUAUUGAAACACAUGAAAAAGAUGCUUCAAAUCAAAACAUAGCAAGAGGCAAUGAAACUGACAUUGACAAUGAAAAUCAGCAGAAAAUUAACAAUGGUUCAGAUGAUAAAACUCACACUCCAGACAUAUCAAAAGCCCAAGAAAUCCAUAUGAAUCCGAUGUCCGCCCAGAAAUUGUCGGCUUCAAUGAAACUUUUGGAUAGUUUACAUGGAAGAGAAAUGGAGUUCUAUACCCCAGAUAAAGAGAACAAAAAUCCCAAUGCUUGUUCUGGGAAAUCUUUGUCAAAGAAACCGGUUAAUCCUAUUGUCUAUGAGGAAAAAGACAUUCUUGGCUUUUCACAAAAUCUGUUUGCUAUGGAUGAAGGGCUGUGUAGAGAACAAGAGGCUGAUGCGUUUGUGGAUUCUGAAGAAGUUUUGGCUAUUACUUCAGAAAAAGAGAGUAAAUCCGUACAAAUGAUAAUGGAAGGAAGGUGUAACUCCAUGAACUACCCUCGAACUGUUGAAAAUGUCGUUAAUUCAUCUCAAAGCUUGGCUAAGAAAAGAUGGACAAUGGUGGUGGACACUAACAGUCUUCUUGACCACAAGUCUUUGAAGUACUUGAAACUUCUAGAAGACAUCAAAGGGACUCGGUUGUUCUUAACCAGAACUGUUGUAAGAGAGCUAAUGGACAUAGAGAGCCAAGAUUAUUUCUUCAAUAGAAGCUCAAAAAAGGCUUCUCUAGCAUUGGAAUGGAUUGACGAAUGUAUGAUGAAUACAAGUCAGUGGAUUCACAUGGAUGAUGAUGAUGAUGAAACUGUUCGCCGUCCAUCAACAGUUCUUGAAAUUGCCCUCCGUUUACGUGAAGAAGAUUCAGAUCAAAAGAUCAUCAUUCUUAGUGAUAACCUCACACUGAAAAUCAAAGCCAUGGCAGAAGGGAUUAUGUGUGAAGCAGCAGAAGAAUUUCACAAGAGUCUGGUGAAUCCUUUUUCAGAGAGGUUUAUGUGGGUCGGAAGCUCGGCUAGAGGACUAACUUGGUCCUGUGUAGAUGAUGAUGAUAUUGUGCGACAAAAGUACCAAGGGUUUGGUUUAAAUGGGUCGCACAAGUUGAAAGGCUUGAAGCUAUUAGCACAUGUUACAACUAGUUAGCUUCAGCUCGUUAGUAAGAAUUCGGUUAUGCCACAAUAUUGAAACCAAGUGUAGACACUGAGAUGAUGAUAAAACAGUGUAUUGAAUUUGAAUGGUUGGCCUUAAACAC